GAAUUAGAUAGAAAAAGUUUAUAUGGAGGGGUCAAGCGAGAAGGCGACUAAGCGGGCGGGCUUCAACCCUUGGCUUUGACUUGAAAUCAUUGGACAUGGAGGGGUAAUGCCCCCACCGCGCAGGUGCGGGACCAACGCAGAAUCUUCACGGCGGAGCCUUUUCCAGACUCAACUGGACACGCUUGCAGCCCAGCAACGCAGCGCGAUCAGCCUGUCCUUUUCUCGCCUUUCCUUGGUUCCUCGCCCUCGGAGCGCCGAACUACGACCCCACCUUGACCACUCUUUCAUCGAAAAUUUUUCAUCUCGGUCCCCUCCCUCUGGCCCUCCUGUCUAUCUAAUUCACCUAGCUCUAUCCGUUGGUAAAUUGUGGAUUAUUGGACUGAAAUCCUGGGCAUCAACGCAGCGGUGGGUUGAUGAUGGCCUGGCCUGUUGGUCAUGUUUGCAACCGAACCCCGCGGCAGGCGGCUGUUGUUAUUUGUCCGCUCUCAGGCUGCUGUGGCACGGCCGAGUGGCGCCCGCCCGGUCCACUUUUUGGUGGAAAUCCCUGUGAGGUCAACGACCAACGUAGCAAACUAGAUAGCAGCACAGCAGCAUAGCAAUGUUGGUAUUUACUCGGGGCUUGUACUCGCUAUCAUGGGAUGAUGCUCAAUAAUAUCCCAAAUUCUACUAGCGAUUCACACUAAAAGAUGUGGACACUGGACACCCGACAAUCUCAAAC
Messenger RNA from Aspergillus welwitschiae, 718 nucleotides. RefSeq lists its product as uncharacterized. Bases 107 to 550 code for a protein of 147 amino acids. The record is from RefSeq and is a predicted model, not a curated record. NCBI's taxonomy places the organism in Eukaryota, Fungi, Ascomycota, Eurotiomycetes, Eurotiales, Aspergillaceae. The transcript is spliced from 2 exons.